Messenger RNA from Urocitellus parryii (Arctic ground squirrel), 284 nucleotides. RefSeq names its product DNA-directed RNA polymerases I, II, and III subunit RPABC4. Gene Ontology annotation, cellular component: RNA polymerase I complex; RNA polymerase II, core complex; RNA polymerase III complex. Gene Ontology annotation, molecular function: DNA binding; zinc ion binding. NCBI's taxonomy places the organism in Eukaryota, Metazoa, Chordata, Mammalia, Rodentia, Sciuridae. The record is from RefSeq and is a predicted model, not a curated record. Gene Ontology annotation, biological process: DNA-templated transcription.
AGUCUGCGUGGUGUGUUAAGUAGGAAUGGACACUCAGAAGGACGUUCAACCCCCAAAGCAGCAGCCAAUGAUCUAUAUCUGUGGAGAAUGUCACACAGAAAAUGAAAUAAAAUCCAGGGAUCCAAUCAGAUGCAGAGAAUGUGGAUACAGAAUAAUGUACAAGAAAAGAACUAAAAGAUUGGUGGUUUUUGAUGCUCGAUGAAACAUGGGAAUUCAGAGGAGUGUCUUUCUUUGUACCUGGAUUUGACCCUUGAAUGUUUCUCGUUAUUAUACAGCUUUUUAUU